Molecule: messenger RNA, 2519 nt
Organism: Salvelinus namaycush (lake trout)
Lineage: Eukaryota; Metazoa; Chordata; Actinopteri; Salmoniformes; Salmonidae
Gene: ppardb
Product: peroxisome proliferator-activated receptor delta b
Exons: 8
Coding region: 402-1973 (523 amino acids)
Biological process (GO): regulation of lipid metabolic process; cell differentiation; positive regulation of transcription by RNA polymerase II
Cellular component (GO): nucleus
Molecular function (GO): nuclear receptor activity; zinc ion binding; RNA polymerase II cis-regulatory region sequence-specific DNA binding
Source: RefSeq, a predicted model, not a curated record
GUGAGGUGUAUGAUUCACACUGGGCUAACAGUAGUUAGCAAGAGCUCACUGAAAAGUUUGAUACAAAAUGUACUUUAACCAGCCAGCUACCAGACACGGAGACUGUACUGCAAGCAUACAGGACAGACUAUUUGACAGCAUUGACAGAUGAAUUGGGAUUUUUUUUUUUACAAGUUCAGAGCUAGCUAACGUAAGCUAGCUAGCGUUAGCUAGCUGCUAUCAAACAACACCGCAUAGCCAGCGAAUCGAAUCAAGUGCUAAUGGACACGACUAGGUAACUUCACCGGUACACAUUCUUUGGAAAAGUAAGCAACACCAUUGAGAAAGGGGAGACCAUGUCAGCAACAUCAUGACAGACAGGGAAGAGGCGCUUUAGCACCCUGACCACAAGGUAAGGAGCCAUGGAUGUGUUACAGCAGCUACCUUCCCCUGAGCACCUUGAACAGGUGAAUGGGGAGACUAGGACAGGCCCGCAGCCCCUAUGUGGCCCAAACUCUCCACAUCCCCUGGACACAGCAGCUGAUGAUAUAUGGACUGCAAGGGAGGUUGAGGCAGUGGCCCCUGACUUUGGAGGGUUGACGGACCUGCAGGAGCUGGGGGUUGAGGAGGGUGAAGGCAGUGGGGCGGAGAGGCCGAGGUCCCCCAUCUCGAGGGUAUCAUGGAAUGGGACUGGCAGCCAACAGAAUGGAGAGAAUGGAGGAGGGGAAGAGGAGAGACUGGAGAAGGACAAGACUAGCUACAGCAGACAAGACAGUCCUGCUGCUGAUAACAACUAUACAGACCUGUCUCACACGUCGUCUCCCUCGCUGUCGGAGCAGCUGCGUCUGGGACGGGAUGAGGCCACAGGCCCUGGUAUCAACGUGGAGUGUAGGAUCUGUGCUGACAAAGCUUCAGGGUUCCACUACGGUGUGCAUGCCUGCGAGGGCUGCAAGGGCUUCUUCCGGCGGACCAUUCGGAUGAAGCUGGAGUACGAGCGCUGUGAGAGAGCCUGUAAGAUCCUGAAAAAGAACCGUAAUAAGUGCCAAUACUGCCGCUUCCAGAAGUGUCUGGCCCUGGGCAUGUCCCAUGACGCGAUCCGGUAUGGGCGUAUGCCGGGGGCUGAGAAGAAGAAGCUAGUGGCUGGCCUGCUAGCGGAGGAGCUGGACCCCCACCACCUUGGUGGCUCAGACCUCAAGACCCUGGCUAAACAGGUGUACCAAGCCUACCUGAAGAACCUCAUUAUGACCAAGAAGAAAGCCCGCAGCAUCCUCACCGGCAAGACCAGCUGCACAUCGCCAUUUGUGAUCCAUGAUGUGGACACCCUGUGGCAAGCAGAGAGUGGUCUAGUGUGGAACCAGUUAAUCCCGGGCGCGCCCCUCACAAAGGAGAUAGGGGUACACGUGUUUUACCGCUGUCAGUGCACCACGGUGGAGACGGUACGAGAGCUAACUGAGUUCGCCAAGAACAUCCCAGGGUUUGUGGAUCUCUUCCUCAACGACCAGGUGACACUACUGAAGUAUGGCGUCCACGAGGCCAUCUUCGCCAUGCUGCCCUCCCUCAUGAACAAAGAUGGCCUCCUGGUGGCCAACGGGAAGGGCUUUGUGACCCGGGAGUUCCUGAGGAGCCUCCGUAAACCCUUCAGUGAGAUCAUGGAGCCCAAGUUUGAGUUUGCUGUGAAGUUCAAUGCUCUGGAGCUGGAUGACAGUGACCUGGCUCUGUUUGUGGCCAUUAUCAUCCUGUGUGGAGACCGCCCGGGGCUAAUGAACGUGAAGCAGGUAGAACAGAGUCAGGACGGUAUUCUCCAGGCCUUGGACCAGCACCUGCAGGCCAACCACCAGGACUCCCUCUACCUUUUCCCCAAGCUGCUGAACAAGAUGGCCGACCUCAGACAGCUGGUCACAGAGAACGCCCUGCUGGUGCAGAAGAUCAAGAAGACAGAGUCAGAGACCUCUCUGCACCCUCUACUACAGGAGAUCUAUAAGGACAUGUACUGACUGGACUAAACCAGACUGAACAUGCACUGACUGGGCUAAACCAGACUGAACUGGACUGGGACUUGCUGCACCCGCUAGUGCAGGAUUUCUACAAGGACAUGUACUAGUCUCCUCAAAAGUAGUGCACAACAUAGGGAAUAGGGUGCCAUUUCGGACACACCCCGAGUCUGCGACCUCAUUGCUCCCGCUACUGCAGGAGCUCAACAAGAACAUGACUGGACACAGUGGCCUAAACCGGACCAACUCGGACUAGACUGCUGCAUCUGCUACUACAGGAAUUGGACUAAACCAGAUUUAACAGGAUGGGACCGUACCUUGCUGCACUCUCUACUGUAGGAGAUCUAUAAAGACAUUCAUGUACUAGUCCUCCUCAUAAGCAGAGCCACACUGUUCAAUGCAAUACUUUAUUGUCCCCUUAGAGCGAACCCUGACUUAGCAAAUAGUGUCCCCUUAGAGCAAAUACUGACUGUUGUUGACAGCAAUAUGUUUACAUAAUGAUGUUAUGUAUAUAUUAAUGUACAAUACCAGUCAAAAGUUUGGACACAC